UGUAGUUGGCAUAUAUUAAUGAAGUUUUCUGAGAAAAUUGAUGUUGUGAAGUAUAGUAUUUAUAAAAAUGAGUUCUCGGCUUGCAUUUGGAAAUCAGAGACUCCUGAAGAAUUUGAUUUACAAUGGGAAAGUUUGAUUAAAAAAAGUGGGUUAGAAGGAAACAAGUGGUUGCAAGAUCAAUAUGAACUUCGGUCAAGAUGGAUUCCUGCAUAUGUUAAUCACAUUUUCUCAGCAGACAUGUCAAGUAGCCAACGAGCAGAAAGUGGACAUGCAUUUUUUAAGAAAUUUGUUUCGAAGAAUAAUUCAUUGGUGGAUUUUAUGAUACAGUUUGGCAGGAGACUAGUGCGUCAACGUCACGAGGAGUUGAUGGCCGAUCACAAAGACGUGAUUGAGAAACCUAAACUUAGAAUAAAUCAUGACUUUUUGGAGCAAAUGGUUGAUAUUUACACUAAUGAGAUGUAUUACAAGUUUGAGGCUGAAGUGUGUGACAGUUUUAACUACAAGUUGCAGUUUGUUAGGGAAACCGACAAUCGCCGUGUGUAUCAAAUUCAAAGAAAGAAGCUUGCAACAAGCAAAGUCCGCGAAAUCGUUUACGACAAGCAGUUGGAUUUGGUUUCUUGUAGUUGUAAAAAGUUUGAAAGCGCCAGAAUCGUAUGUACUCACAUUAUCUCUUAUUUGAUGAAAUUUGAUGCUGAAAUAUUGCCUGAUAAAUACAUCUUAUUGAGGUGGACUAAGUCUGCAAAAUCAGGGACAGUUCAUGAUGAUAAAGGCAUGCAGAUAACCCCUGAUAAUCCUUAUCUUUUAACGCGGAGUCAAUUUAUCCAAUCAUCUUUGGAUUUAGUUGACAAGUCCCUCGUAUGUGAAGAAACAAGGGAGAUGUUUACCGAUGGAUUGCGUAGCAUUAAUGAGCAAAUUGAUCAAUUUCUUAGUAGCCACAUGGCUGUAAUGAGCUUCACUAAGAAAAGUAAUCCAAUAUGUAGUAAGAUAAUUACUGAUGGUACUAGUGCUCAUGGUCCUUGUAGUUAUGAAAAUAGUUUCAAUGAACCCGAUCAAGUGCGAGCAAAAGGGUGCGGCAAAAGGUUGAAAGGAGGAAAAGAGAAAGCAAUGAUUAGAGCCAAAAAUAAAAAAGAUAGACGUUGUCACGGGUGUGGUAAAGUAGGCCAAUCACAUGAUAAGCGAAAUUGUCCGGCACUCACAAAUCCGUUUUCUACGUGCGGUGAUACAAAUUUGCAAGAGGAUAAUGAGUCAUCAAGUGAAGAUGUGGAUCUUUUUGAAGAUUAAGAGGGCGCUUUUGAAUUAGGAGCUUGAAUCAGGAGCUUGAAUCAGGCCCACAUUUAACUACCUAGUUGUUUAUGUUGGAUUGCAAU
Molecule: messenger RNA, 1367 nt
Organism: Asparagus officinalis (garden asparagus)
Lineage: Eukaryota; Viridiplantae; Streptophyta; Magnoliopsida; Asparagales; Asparagaceae
Product: protein FAR-RED IMPAIRED RESPONSE 1-like
Exons: 3
Coding region: 19-1281 (420 amino acids)
Biological process (GO): regulation of DNA-templated transcription
Molecular function (GO): zinc ion binding
Source: RefSeq, a predicted model, not a curated record